Messenger RNA from Cheilinus undulatus (humphead wrasse), 3490 nucleotides. RefSeq names its product extended synaptotagmin-like protein 3 (gene esyt3). The coding region runs from base 164 to 2731 and encodes 855 amino acids. Gene Ontology annotation, biological process: lipid transport. The transcript has 23 exons. Gene Ontology annotation, molecular function: lipid binding. The record is from RefSeq and is a predicted model, not a curated record. Lineage: Eukaryota; Metazoa; Chordata; Actinopteri; Labriformes; Labridae.
UUGACUUAAUCCUCCGCUGCACCUAUGUGGUGCGCACUACAUAGGCAGGCUUGUUUUGUUGUCUUCUGGAAAGCCGUAAACUGAAACGAAAGCUAACCCGUCUGGGCAGUGUUAACAACUCUUUAGGACUCUAGAGAACCAGGCCCAGGAGGAGUACGGACAAAUGGCAUCCGCCGGACCGAUACUUCCCAGCGGCCGGGCGGAGGGACCGCUGCCCGGGGAGAGCCUGUCGAUUCAGGGCAGCACAGAGAAGCUGGAUUCCUCCGCUGUCAACCGCAUACUGAUGGAGUUCCUGAUUUAUUUUGGCAAAGCCGUGUUCGUGUUUUACCCGGUGUACCUGACGGGCUACCUGGGCCUUAGUAUCAGCUGGGUGCUGCUCUGCAUGGUGAUGGUCACCUGGUGGAAGAAAAACCGCCAGUGGAAAGACUCCCGGAUCGGGACCGCUAUCGACUUCGUGGAUAAUGAAAACAUAGUAGUGAGCAAGGAGCUGCAGGGCGCUUUACAAAUGGCAUCAUGGGUCCACUUUCCUGAUGAGGAGAAAGUUGACUGGGUCAACAAGGUGUUGGAGCAGGCCUGGCCGUUCUUCGGGAUGUACAUGGAGAAACUCCUGAAAGAAAACAUCCAGCCGGCUGUCAGGAUCUCCAGCCCCGCGCUAAAAAUGUUCACUUUCACAAAGGUCCACUUUGGACACGUACCUCUCAGGAUCACUGGGAUGAAAGCAUACACACAUGAAGUGGAUCAGAGGGAGGUCAUCCUGGACAUGAACAUAUGUUAUGAAGGAGAUGUGGACAUUGAUGCAGAGGUGCAGACGCCCAUCACAGCUGGCGUCAAAGGACUAAAACUCAUGGGAAUGCUGAGGGUCAUUUUAGAGCCGCUGAUUGGCCAAGCCCCACUGGUGGGGGGAGUCACCUAUUUUUUCAUCCGACGCCCUACUCUGGAGAUCAACUGGACCGGCAUGACCAACCUCCUGGACAGCCCUGCCUUCAGUUCAUUGUCUGAGGAUACCAUUAUGGACAUCAUUGCAUCCCUGAUGGUGUUACCCAACCGCAUGUGCAUUCCCCUCAUAGACCAGGUCAAAGUGGACCAGAUGAGGUUCCCUUUACCCCGUGGCGUGGUGAGGGUCCAUUUAGUGGGGGCCAGAGACCUGGUGGCUAAGGACACAUACAUGAUGGGUCUAGUGAAGGGAAAAUCAGACCCCUAUGCAGUGCUCCGAGUUGGAAAUCGUCACUUUAAAAGCAAGACAGUCAAAGAGAAUUUACACCCGACAUGGAAUGAGGUGUAUGAGUUUGUUGUUCAUGAGGCUCCUGGCCAGGAGUUGGAGGUGGAGCUGUUUGAUGAAGACACAGAUAAAGAUGACUUCAUUGGAAAGUAUCAUCUUGAUUUAGGAGAAGUGAAGAGGGAAAAAGAAAUGGAUCAGUGGUUUCCUCUGGAUGGAGUCCAGAAUGGAGAAGUCCACCUUAAGCUCCAGUGGUUUUCUCUGAAGACAGACCCCAACCUUGAGACAGAGUCUGCAGAUGGCUUUGCUUGUGCCAUGCUCGCAGUAUAUCUGGACAAUGCGACAAACCUGCCAAGAGACCACAAAGAGAUCUCAGAGCAAAGGAAACAUGGGAAGCAGCAGGAAGCACGGCUAACAAAGAGAAAUGUUGGGCCCAACUCUUGUGUGGAAUUAUCCAUUGGGGAUGAUGUACAAAAAAGCAAGGUUGUGUAUGCAUCCAAAGACCCAGUGUGGGAGGAAGGAUUCUCUUUCUUUGUGCAUAGCGUCAAAACACAGCAGCUCAGCCUUCAGAUAAAGGAGCCUGAGAAGAAGAACCAGCUCGGUGUUUUAAACAUUCCCCUGAAACGUCUCCUCAACACCUCCAACAUGAUGCUGGACCAGGUCUUCCCAUUAGAGCGCUCUGGAGCAAACAGCCAGAUCAAGCUGAAGGCCACUCUCAGGAUUAUGUCUUUGGAAAAGCCUCCACCCAAGAUCCUCCUCGAUCCUCCUCCACAUGUCAGACAACAAGGACCACAAACAAACCAGGGAGCCUAUGCCUCUGCGUCUGGCCAGAAUCCCAUUGCCACAGCCAAUUCUCAAGCACUUUCCUCCAACAACCAAGCCUCAUCUCUGUCCCAAGCAGGAGAUAUCCAGAAUGGCUCUAAUGCAAACUAUUUAAAUCACCGGCGUGGCUCCUUCCUGGCCUCAGAAGGUAGGAAGCCCCCCUCCACGCCCUCAAACAUGCGCCGUUUUGACUCCCACAGCCUGCUGUCGGAGAACUCCAUCGCCUCGUCACGUUUUGAUGUUUCAGAGGGAGCAUCAUAUCCAGAGGCCAUCAGGAAUCAUCAGGGUUCAUUUGGGGAAAUCAACUUGACUGUACGUUACGCCACCCUGAGGAACAAACUCAUUGUCCUAGUCAACUCCUGCAGGAACUUAUUCCCCUGCAGUGAGAAUGGCACAGACUCUUACGUCCGCCUCUAUUUGCUCCCUGACCAAACCUGGAGACAUCGCAAGAAGACACAUGUCAAGAAGAGGACAGUCAAUCCUGUCUUCAAUGACAAGUUUGAGUUUGAUGUGUCACUUGAUGAAGCAAAAAGGAGGAAGUUGGACGUGUCAGUGAAAAACAACAAAAUGUUCUACACACGAGAGAGAAAGGACAUUGGCAUGGUGUUGCUUGAAUUGUCACAGACUGAUCUUGUCAAAGGCGUCACACAGUGGUAUGAGCUCACACUGCCUGGGCUGAAGAAAUCCAGCUAGUGUGAACAGCUGCAAAACUUCUGUUCCAACCUAAAGAGCAACUCCUCCACUGCUGCAAGGCCAGAUGCUCGCCUGAUAAAAUGCUUGGAGUUGUUUUCUUCUUCUUUCUUAUCAUAGCAGACCAGGGACCAGUUUUCCAAAAGCAACUCUAAAACCUUACCAGAUACUGGACAUGCUUGAUGUGCUAUUGUAUGUCAACAAACAUACGAUCACAGGCAUGUACAGUAACAUGCCAGAUAACACCACUACUUAAAGUUUUUCUUUUCCCACAAAUACGACUAGAAAUAAUUCAACUUGUCUAGAUUAUUUUACACAAACGACUUAAUGUUCAACCUGUUGUUUUCCAGUUUGUGGGAGCUGAUUGUGAGGUUGAGAGGCAGAGAUCAAACUAUGGUGUAACAGUUACAAACGUUCUUCUUCACCUUAAAAUGAAUGUACUCAAACAUGGCUAAUAUUUUUACUUUAAAGAGAAAAAGGCUGAUGACUGUGAUGGAUUCUCUUUGUAUCAAUUAUGGUCUUUAGGAUUUUACAUGAGCCUUAUCCUUUUUUUAUUAUAUGUAAAUAGCUGUGUGAAUAGUUUUUUAAAUAUUUAAUGUUGUAAGGCAAAUUAUCAUGGCAAGAAGAAGCCAAAUGCAAUCAGAGUUGUAUACGGGAAGCAGAGAAGUUCUAAUUAAGCAGAGAAUAUGAUACAAGUGAAUAUGCACCCAAGUAAGGCAUGUAAGAUACCUCUGCAUUAGAGCACCUUGACUUUUACAUGAG